Bactrocera oleae (olive fruit fly) is the source of this 1800-nucleotide messenger RNA. NCBI's taxonomy places the organism in Eukaryota, Metazoa, Arthropoda, Insecta, Diptera, Tephritidae. The record is from RefSeq and is a predicted model, not a curated record.
ACAUUUAAAUGGCAGGAAAUCUAAGCGAUUGCAGGUGGAUUCGUUGCAGUGUUGACCGAGGUGUGGAAACUCCAUUUUAAAACUAACUGCCUACUAGGUAGAUUGCUGCUAUUUAAAGUAUGUAAGAAUUGUGACAAAAUAUUCUAGACAAAACAGGAAACUUCCUUAAUAUAACAUGAUGACUAAACAAUAAAAGUGAAAUUGUUUAAAAGACUAAUGUCAAAAUUUUACUGUCAAAAAUAUAUUUAUUUUUCUCCUUCUUCUUCUGCUUUACAAAAAUGCCAUUCACCGUAAGCGACCACCUGUACAAAUCGUUAUAUUACAGUUAUGGUGCAUUUGCCCGUACUUGUAAAGGUUAAAGGAAAAAUAUGUAGCAUUUGUAAACACUAUUGUGCACUUCUACUUUAAUAAUUCGUAUAAAAUAGUUAUGUUAAAAGGUGUAAAUGUAUAUAUUAAGAUAGUAGAAAUAUAAAAAUGGAUAAUAACACCAUAUCGAACUUGAUAACAAAUUUCUUUUCAAGUGAAGAGCUGCUCAUGAGUGGAAUGGUCCGAAUAGAGGAUAUUUUAGAUAGUGUCCAAUCAAGUUCUAGUUCCGAGUCCUCAUCAAGUUCCGAUGACUCCGAACGAGAGGAAACCAUCAAGGGUGACAAUUUUUGUGAUGUUAUCGACAAUUACAGUAGUAUUGAAUUUAGGACCCACAUGAGACUUCGACGUUCAACUGUAGAAUUUUUAAUUGGUAUAGUGCAAUAUUUAAAAGAAAUAUUCUGCUACUAUAGCCAAAAGCACAAAUCCUGGUGGAAGAGCAAGAGUGACACCCAGAACUAAGGUGUAUUUAUAUAUUUGGUAUAUAGGUCACACGGUAACCUUUCGAAACCUCAGCAGAUUAUUUGGUAUUUCAAAUUCAACAGCUUGGCACAUUAUAAAUACUUUGUCGUCUUGGAUUAUUUCAAGUGGACAUAAAUUUAUAAAGUGGCCACAAGAUGCUGCCGCAACAGAGGUUGAACAGAAAUUUAAGGACAAAAAUGAUAUACCAGGAAUAAUCGGAGUCAUCGGUUGCACGCACAUACAAAUAAAGGCACCAAAUAAUAAUAAAGAAAAUUAUUUCAACCGAGCACAUACCUACAGCUUAGUGCUGCAAGCAGUAGUUGAUCCAGAUAAAAGAUUUACCGAUCUAUCAUGUGGUGAACCUGGAUCGAUGAAUUCAAGCAAAGUUUUACGGAGAUCCAAUCUCUUUAUCAAAGCACAGUUGGAGGGACAAGAAUUAUUUCCAAAGGACUACUUCUUAUUAGGCGAUUCAACUUAUUCAUCAACGAGUUGGUUGGUGUCACAAUUUAAAGACGACAAAUUGACUAUGAGUCAACGACUAUUCAAUAAAUUGCAUUCAUCUACUCAUCUCGUGGUUGUAAAUGCUUUUAGUUUACUGAAGGCACGCUUCAGAAGAUUGCAACAUUUUUCUGAACAAAUGAAUUUAUGUUUUAUGGUGAACAUUAUUGUUAGUGCUUGUGUUCUUCAUAAUAUAUGUAUAGAUUUAGAUGACGUACUUAUUGAUGACUUUAAGGACAGUAAUCUUCAGAAAUUAGACAAUAAUAUAAAAGCAGGACUCAUUGAAGACGAUAUUUAUAUGGAAAGACGCGAUCUACUAUUUAAAUAUUUAAAAGAAAACAAAGUCAUAUAAGGUUACUAAAAUAUUUCAGAAAUUCAACAAUUUACAGAAAUAGUUUAGUUUGUAUGUAUAUAGUGAGUCAAGAAAAUAUUUUUUGAGUAGGAGAUAUUACAAAGCACUGAAUAAAUGGCACACAA